CUACCAGCGCACUGCUGGUAGAAGGGCCGAUCAACUCCCGGGACCCCCCAACAUUAACUAACGUUAACUAGUUAGUUAGUUAGCUAAUCAGCGGGACUAACUUAACUAACUAGUUACACGUUAACCUACCUACGCUGCGUAGGUAACGUUAAGGACAGACUAAGAAGGACGGCGGAUGGAUGGCUGAGAUCAAGCGCGCUACAUUAUUAAUCCAUGACAGGCGGACGCUCGAAAUGCUGCGCGCGCAUACGACGGCGGAGGAUGGGAUAUGGCGUCAGGUAGAAUGAUGCCAACGCAUGCUGGAAUUGCGCACAAUGCAUCCCGAUACCGCCACCAUCUGCAUAUAUACCGAUGGAGUCUUCUGCGUCAGAGUAUUGCACUGGAAAACGAGACUGGGGGAAUGAGGAUAACCCGCAACCCGACUCGAAGAGACAAAGAAAUCAUCCGUUUUGCGAUCAGACGGAGAUACAGAACGUCGGACGUGGCAAAGGAUCCGAUGCUUUGAAGAGUGCGUCUGAUUUAACUCUUAUGUGGGUUGGCAAGGACAAAUAUGGACGCCCGAAGCUGGUAUCAGAGCACACUCUAGGGACACGCGACUGGCGAAUGGGAGACCCGAACAUGAAGACUUGCUAUGUCUGCAAACUGGAAAAUAAUCUCUUUGGGUGCAAAACAUGCAUGCGUUCAUCCCAUGCCAUUUGUCUGGUUCCGCCACGGAGAGACUCAGACGUGCCGUCUCCAUUCCAUUGCCCGGUCUGUGUUGAGAAAAACUGGCAUACUAAUCCCCCAACACACAUCAUCCCAUUAUCCGCCGCCUCUUCACCGAGGAAAAGCGAGUUCAGCCCAAAGCCUUCAUGCCCGGCAGCCAGUGCCACGAGCCGUUAUUCUGCAACUUGCGAAAGGUACACGGUAUCGUGCGAGUCUGCCACCACUACCUCUACCACGGCUGUAUCUUCGUCGAGAAGCGCAGACGAAUGCAUGAAGAACCUAUGCACGUCUCAGGAAAGUGGACUAGAUGCUCCCUACCAACACGGCCCUUACCAGUCUGCCACAGUACAAGACGCUGCGGACCACCGGCGCUCGGAUUGCUCCGCGCUUUCGGCAUCAGGAGGAGCGGCCCCCCGACGCUCAAGAUACCAAACCGUCUCUAACGAAGUCGACGAUGCGCUUUCGACGAUAUACCGCGAACUUGAGAUGGGGGUGGAACUUCAGUCCCGAAUGGGGGAUCUGCAGGCGCGGGUCAGUUUACUGGAACAAGAAUUGAAUAUUGCGAAUGGACGGGUUGUCCUCUCUCGGCAGGAGGUUGCAGCAAAAUACAUGCCCGAGGUCAAAUGCCUACAGAACCAGUUGUGCAUGGAGCGGCAGGCCAAUGCCCGGCUUGCGGAGGAGAACAACAGACUCAAAGUUCAGCUGGAAGAGCUGUCGAGGACUGAUCGUUCGCGGGAGUUGGAGGAGUGGAAACGGAAGCUUCGUGAUUUUAUGAACGGCAGUGCCUGACCUCAACGACGACCUGGUGGUCCUGUGUGAAAUACCAUUUUGCUCAUAUCACUUAUCAGUAGCUUUUGGCGUUGGGGUGUGUUUUUCAUUGGGCUAUAAUUUUAUAUUUUUCUCCGUGGUAUUUGGUGUUGGUGUUGCAUUCUCAUGUUUGUCCGGACAAAGUAGCAGCUUUUGGCAGGGAAUUCUCUGUUUAUCCACCACAACAGCGCACGUAUUCCCUUAAUGUGUAUUUAUUAAAUCUACGAGAAGUUCUAAUCGGCGAAGAAUAUAUCUGAUCUACAUAUGGAUGGGAAAUACUCCGUAU
Messenger RNA from Blastomyces dermatitidis ER-3, 1798 nucleotides. Its product is annotated as PHD domain-containing protein. Lineage: Eukaryota; Fungi; Ascomycota; Eurotiomycetes; Onygenales; Ajellomycetaceae. The coding region runs from base 352 to 1494 and encodes 380 amino acids. The record is from RefSeq and is a predicted model, not a curated record. The transcript has 2 exons.